Molecule: messenger RNA, 1512 nt
Organism: Frankliniella occidentalis (western flower thrips)
Lineage: Eukaryota; Metazoa; Arthropoda; Insecta; Thysanoptera; Thripidae
Product: facilitated trehalose transporter Tret1-like
Biological process (GO): transmembrane transport
Cellular component (GO): membrane
Molecular function (GO): transmembrane transporter activity
Source: RefSeq, a predicted model, not a curated record
GUCCUCUCUGGGCCCAGCUGCGCCUCGUCGCCCGGCAAGGAGCAGGCCGUGUGGCGUGUCUUCAGCGUGCUCUUCUGCGACCCGCUUGGCUACAAGCCGCUCAUCCUCAUCACGUCCAUAUUCGCCCUGCAGCAGCUCGUGGGCGUGUACAUCACCAUCUACUACGCCGUCACGUUUUUUCAGGAGACGCACAGCGAGCUGGACCCGUACAUCGCCACCAUCUGCAUCGGCGUGGUGCGCCUGGUGGGCUGCACCAGCACCUCCCUCAUCAUGCAGCGGGUCGGCCGCCGGCCGCUGAUGCUCCUGUCCUCUGUCGGGCAGUGCGUCGCUAUGGCCGUGUCCGGGUACGCCACCUACUGCAUCCGCCAAGAGGCCGGCUCCGUGUCCUCGUGGUGGGUCGUCAUGGGCCUGCUGGUGUACAUCGCCUUCGGCUGCCUCGGCUGGCAGAUCAUCCCCUGGUCCAUGAUGGCCGAGCUGUUCCCGCACCGGGUGCGAGGCCUGGCCCAGCCCAUCAACAGCGGCGUCGCCCACCUGCUCAUGUUCGCCAUGCUGCAGGUGUACCCCGCCCUGGACUGGCUCGUGGGCGGCUCGGCGGGCGUGCAGUUCCUGUUCGCCGCCAUCUCGGCCGCGAGCGGCGUGUUCGUGUGGGUGUUCCUGCCCGAGACGCGCGGCUGCACGCUGCAGGAGAUCGAGGACUACUUCCAGAACAACGUCUGCUUCCUAACCGAGCGGCGGAGGCGGCGCGCCGCGCGCAGGGCGGCCGCCGUGGCAGCGCUCACCGCCAAGACCCCCGCCGCCGCCGUCGGCCCCGUCUGACCGUCCCCGGCGACGUCCGCCCCUCCCGGGGGUGGCUUUCAGCGACCUGAACACGUUCAAAAUAAUGUUCCUCGUGGAUGGCGUGCCGCUUCCACGACAGACACUCCCCAAAGUGUGUGCGUAUGUGUGUGUGUGUGUGUGUGUGCGACUAUUUCGCCGUAUAUCGCGGGAAUGUCCCACACUUUUCCAAGGGGCUCUUUUCCUUGUUCUGUUAGAGUUUAUACCUCGCGUUGUGAGUGCCGCGUGAAUUUACUCUUUCCCUUUUUAAUUUGGCGAAUCUCACAUACCAGCUUAAAUAGUUUACACUAAAGAGUGACGCCAUCCCUACUCUUCCGCAUAGAGCGCGAAGAAUUUGAGUAGCGCCGGUUUCCGACCCGGUUCCUAACUGCAACGCACGUGUGCACUUGAGAGAGCGAUGUCUCCGUGAUAAGACUGCUUUACUGUUUGUGUAGAGACGUGCGAGUCUCUUGAUGUACAGUGUAAAUACAAAGUGUGUGCGGGUCGAUUUGCCGCGCGCGCGUCCCGCAUUUCGUAUGCUCAGACUGUAUACCGCAAUACUGGUGAGAGCGCGAGCAUUGUGAUUGGCAACCCGCCGGCUAGCGUGUAUUGCGGUACAGUCUAUAGCUACGAAAGUGAGGCGGGGCGAAUCGACGCCACCUAGUCGGUGUUCUAAAAUGUGAUUUAGCUUUUAUUAUA